Molecule: messenger RNA, 1793 nt
Organism: Meleagris gallopavo (turkey)
Lineage: Eukaryota; Metazoa; Chordata; Aves; Galliformes; Phasianidae
Source: RefSeq, a predicted model, not a curated record
AUGAGGUGGAGGUGGAAACUUUAUCCAAAAUCUCAUUACUUGUUUCUACAGAUUACUGUCUUCUCUUUUUUUUUUUUGUUUGUAGAAUUGGUUUAUAAUCUGAGGGAAAGCCUGAAACCACAGAAGAAUUACAACUUUUACUGCCAGUCCUGUGGUGACAUCAUAGUAAAAGAACGGAAAUUUCUCAGAGUUCUUCCUCUACCAAGUGAAAACUGGAGUGCUUUAGUAGAAGAGUGGUGUUGUCACCCUAAUCCGUUUGCAAGAAGCACUUUGCACCCUCAGCAUGAUGACUGUUUUCUUGGAGAGACUUUUCUCCUGUUGAAUUCAAGAAAUGAAUCAUGUGUGCCUGAAUAUCUGAAGUGCAGCUCAGAGACUGAACGUCACACUUCUCAGAAUGACUCUACCUUGAAAUCAAAGGAAAAUACCAGAGUAAUUUGUGAGCGCUGCAAGACAACACUGGGAGAAACAGUAUCAUCAGAUACUGUUAAAUACUAUGUCACUGAGGUGAUUAUUUGGCCAUCUGAGGAAAGCUUCAGCACAAUACCAAGGUCUCAAUUCAUACAGAGCGUGGUUGCUCAGUGUCUUGUGGAAUUGUCCUCUGCUAAAAGCACAUUUAGAUUCACCAUAAAAGGUGACAAUGGAAGGAUCUAUAUUCUGAUAUGGCUUUUAAAUUCUGAGACAUUGCUGGUGGAGUCCUCGGGAAGUUCCUCCUCCCACAGUGUCUUUACACUGUUUGGUGAUAAUUUCAUGCCUAGCUGUGGACCGUCAGGGAUGUGGAAUGCUGUCAAAGUUCUCUACCAGCCGUGCGUUAAGAACAGGAAUAAAGACCUUGCUGAUGCCUGGGAAAAUGAUUUUGGAGUUCAUCCUUUAAAGUUUCCAUCAGAAACAUGUCUGGAAUUACUUCUGAUGCUGAGUUUGAGUACUGCUUCUCUACCUCCUUCACUUCAGCGCAUGAACUCUUUUCAGGUUGCCUUUCUGAAGUUGUGAAGAACACAGACACCUAUGUGGAAAACUCUUCACAAAUUCCCUUCCAUCAGACAUAUACAGAAACCUUCCAAUGGUGCAACACCUUAAAGAAAAUCUCCUGGCAAUACAAAGCAGAAUGAGCUAUAGCAUGCGUUAUUCUUUCUAUCUGGAAGAGAUUCAAAGCCAAAGACAGAGUUAGCUUUUACAUCCAGUAAAUUCUUCUGUUAUAAGAGUGACUGUUCACAUCUAGCUGGACUAAGUUAUAUCUAGUCAAUACUACCUUUAUCAGACAGUAAAAAGGCAGCAAAGAGGGGAUCUAAAAUAUUUAAUGUUAUGGAUUCUGAGGUGUGUUCUGUCCUUUCUUUGCUCUAAUAAAGUUAGAAGGCAACUUUAAAAUACAAAAUCUAGUUUUUGUUAAACUUGUAUGUUUAUCAUGUUUAUUAUUUCUGCAUUAAUGUUUACCUUCCUUCCUGUGAGUGAAGAAAGACCACGUUCAUGUUAGUAUACCAUAUCUAAUAUUUUGUGAAACUGAUAAUGUUUUGAAGAAUCAAGGUUUUAUGGUUGUUUGAAAUAAUUAUUCCUUCAGCUUCAAAAAAGGGUAUCCUCAUGAGGGCGGGCUUUGCAGAAACUGCCAGAAAUGAAAGACUAUUGUCCCAUCUCUGCUCUGCGUCCUUACCUGCCUUUCACAGGAGUGAUGGUGUUUUUUCAUUGGACACAGAAUCUGUUACCAUUUUUGUUUUUGGAGUGAGUUGGAUUUCUGUGGCUACUCAGAAUAUGACUGAGCAAUUGCGCAUUCCAACAUUAAAAUCUUUCCCAAUCUGUUGAAA